AAUCUGCUCAUUUCUGCUUGUACUGGAUAGCUUGUUGGCAGUUCAGAUGACCCAAGCACUCCCUAGUUUAAGCUAGAAGGGACACAUAGAGAAGAAGUUCAGCUUGAAGCUGUUGCUCAGAGUGGGGUCUUUUCACAGCUUCAAAAGGAGCCCCGGGGCUGUCACACUGAGAAAAGAAGGAAAAGGGGAAAAACAACUGCACCACAUGUGAAUAUAAAGAAGAGGAGAACUCAGCAAUUGCACCAUCACCGGAUGGAAGAGCCCAGCUGUCAGAGCCUACUCUAAGGAGCUUUGCCUUUACUCCUUGUACUUCACGAAAGCCUCAACUGAAAAUAUGAAGAAAUAAAGAAGUACACACGAAGAACAUGUCAUUUAGUACUCUGUUCUGAUAGCUACAGAAGACACUGAGAAGUCCCUGUAACGAUGACGACUACUUCAGCUGACAGCUGGCCCUGCUCCUCCUAUGGAAUGCACUUUAUAACUAAUUACAGUGACCAAGCCUCACAAAAUUUCUCAGGAGUGCCAAAUGUUACUAGCUGUCCAAUGGAUGAAAAACUACUAUCUACGGUGUUAACAACCUUCUACUCUGUUAUUUUCAUCGUGGGACUGGUUGGGAACAUCAUUGCCCUCUAUGUAUUUCUGGGCAUCCACCGCAAAAGAAAUUCCAUUCAAAUUUAUCUACUUAAUGUGGCCAUUGCAGACCUUCUACUCAUUUUCUGCCUCCCUUUCCGCAUAAUGUAUCACAUCAACCAAAAUCAGUGGACACUAGGUGUGAUUCUUUGCAAGGUUGUGGGGACACUAUUUUACAUGAACAUGUACAUUAGCAUUAUUUUGCUUGGGUUUAUCAGUUUGGAUCGCUAUGUAAAAAUUAAUCGGUCUAUACCACAAAGGAGGGCAAUAACCACCAAGCAGAGUAUUUAUGUUUGCUGUAUAGUAUGGACAGUUGCUCUUGCUGGAUUUUUAACUAUGAUCAUUUUGACGCUGAAGAAAGGAGGGCACAAUUCCACAAUGUGUUUUCAUUACAGAGAUAGGCAUAAUGCAAAGGGAGAAGCAAUUUUUAACUAUGUUCUUGUGGUAAUGUUCUGGCUUAUUUUCCUAUUGAUAAUCCUCUCCUAUAUGAAGAUUGGCAAGAAUCUACUUAGGAUUUCUAAAAGGAGGUCAAAAUUUCCUAAUUCUGGCAAAUAUGCCACAACAGCCCGGAACUCCUUUAUCGUACUGAUCAUUUUUACUAUAUGUUUUGUUCCUUAUCAUGCCUUUCGAUUCAUCUACAUUUCUUCACAGCUAAACGUGUCUUCUUGCUACUGGAAGGAAAUUGUUCACAAAACCAAUGAGAUCAUGCUGGUUCUCUCCUCUUUCAACAGCUGCUUAGAUCCAGUCAUGUAUUUCCUGAUGUCCAGUAAUAUUCGCAAAAUCAUGUGUCAACUUCUUUUUAGGAGAUUUCAGAGCGAAGCAAGCAGGAGUGAGAGCACUUCAGAAUUUAAGCCAGGAUAUUCCCUGCAUGACCUAUCUGUGGCAGCCAAAAUGCAGUGCAAUACUAAGGGUACCUGAGGCAAAUGUACUAAAUGAAGUGACAGACGUAAGCCAGCUUCUUCAUUCCUUGAGAUGAGUAAAAUUAUGGAACAAAGCCCUAGAAUGUCCCAAACCCUGAUCUUUAGAAGUGAUCUUUCACUUGCUUACAUUGUAAAAUAGUUCCAGGCAAAGAGAAAAGCUUACAUUUGUCCCUAGAUUUUAGAAUCUUCUCAGAAUAUAAUGUUAAGCUAACACUUUUAACAACAUUUAUAAAGUUAAGUGAAGUUCAUGGAUUUAAUAACAAAAUGAACGAAGUGUCAUUGUUUUUCAAGUCACUAAAGAGUUAAUAAAAAUUAGGCACUUGAUACUAAUUUUAAAUAUGUUUAAAAUAAAGCAAUUUGGAUACUGUGUUGAAAUGUCAAAAAACCACGUUUGUUACUUCAAAAGUGAAUAUUUGCUGU
This is a messenger RNA of Peromyscus eremicus (cactus mouse), 1970 nucleotides long. RefSeq names its product G protein-coupled receptor 34 (gene Gpr34). The transcript is spliced from 2 exons. Bases 424 to 1548 code for a protein of 374 amino acids. Gene Ontology annotation, cellular component: membrane. Gene Ontology annotation, biological process: G protein-coupled receptor signaling pathway. Gene Ontology annotation, molecular function: G protein-coupled purinergic nucleotide receptor activity. The record is from RefSeq and is a predicted model, not a curated record. NCBI's taxonomy places the organism in Eukaryota, Metazoa, Chordata, Mammalia, Rodentia, Cricetidae.